AUGACAAAAAAUACACAUAAUCACCCUUAUCAUUUAGUAGAUUAUAGCCCAUGACCUUUAACCGGGGCAAUCGGAACAAUAACUUUAGUAACGGGAAUAGUUAAAUGAUUCCACAAUUUUAAAAUAGAUUUAUUAAUUUUAGGAUAUAUUAUUAUUCUAUUAACAAUAUUCCAAUGAUGACGAGAUGUAUGCCGAGAAGGAACUUUCCAAGGUAAACAUACAAUUCUUGUUUCAAAAGGAUUACGAUGAGGAAUAAUUUUAUUUAUUGUUUCAGAAAUUUUUUUUUUUAUUUCAUUUUUUUGAGCUUUUUUCCAUAGUAGUUUAGCCCCUAAUAUUGAAUUAGGAACCAUAUGACCUCCAAUAAAUAUUACUCCAUUCAACCCAUUUCAAAUUCCAUUAUUAAAUACAAUUAUUCUAAUUACAUCUGGGUUAACAGUAACAUGAGCUCAUCAUGCCUUAAUAAAUAAUAAUUUUUCUCAAACUUACCAAAGUUUAAUUAUUACUAUUACUUUAGGAUUCUAUUUUUCUCUACUUCAAAUAUAUGAAUAUUACGAAGCUCCAUUUUCUAUCUCUGAUAGAGUAUAUGGAUCAACAUUUUUUGUAGCAACAGGAUUUCACGGAUUACACGUAAUUAUCGGAACAAUUUUUAUUCUUACAUGCUUUAUUCGACUAACAAAUAAACACUUUUCAAGUUCACACCAUUUCGGAUUUGAAGCAGCAGCAUGAUAUUGACACUUUGUAGACGUAGUAUGAUUAUUUUUAUAUAUUUCUAUUUACUGAUGAGGUAAUUAA
Molecule: messenger RNA, 792 nt
Organism: Pieris rapae (cabbage white)
Lineage: Eukaryota; Metazoa; Arthropoda; Insecta; Lepidoptera; Pieridae
Source: the annotation of a RefSeq genome assembly